This is a messenger RNA of Porites lobata, 12532 nucleotides long. The record is from the annotation of a GenBank genome assembly. Lineage: Eukaryota; Metazoa; Cnidaria; Anthozoa; Scleractinia; Poritidae.
AUGAUUAAGAAAGGCUACGAGACGAUAAAAACAGACGAAGAUGAUGAUAACCAUUCGGCCACUCAUCCUGCUAGUUCUGCAAAUUUUCUUUCGCUUCUAACCUGUUGGUGGAUGAACAGCACAUUCAGAACAGGAAACAAGCGGCCAUUAAACCAAUCAGAUUUCCUGCCGCUGAACGAAGAAGACAGAACACGUGACCAAACAGAACGUCUUCAAGAACUGUGGGAUUUUGAAGUGCAAAGAUGUAGCACCAAUGCUGAUCGAAAGCCAAAGCUUUGGAAAUGCUUUCUAAGGAUGCUAUCCUGUAAAGAAAUUCUGUUUCUACUGAGUUUUUGGUUCCUGGAGUCUAUCUUCUUGGUUUCAGUUCCUUUAGUACUCGGGCUGCUUCUCAGCUCAUUAAACUCCGCAGAGAUAGAUCGACCCCUUGUAUACGGCUGCUGUUUGAUUAUAGGAAUGACAGGAGUAUUUGCCGCUACCACACAUUACGCUGAAUUUAGAUGUGAUCUUCUGGGCAUGCGCUUGAGUAGUGCUCUCAAAGGAAUUAUUUAUCGAAAGGUGAGUGAUAAUUGAAUGAAGAGUUUUCGUUGCUUCGUUUCGUUUCUUCUUCUUUUUUUCUUCAUCUUCCACUGAUCUUCUUUUUCCUAGUUCUGUUAUCAUUAUAAUUUUCGUUACCAUUAUCAUGAUAAAGCUUUUUGUGGUGGUCGUCUUCCCGAAUGGCACAUGAUGUUUUGGUGAAAUUGCUGGUUUUCAGUGUCACGCCAUUCAAAAUAGAACAAAAUAAAAAUCAAAACCAUUCGACAGAUAAAGUCCAGAAUCUGGGAAAUGAAAGGUCGGAGGUAAAUAUACAAAGACCCUCCCCAAGAUUUGGGUCGAAGGAAUAAUUCGUGUAGGAGAUAUCCGAGGAAAUGUUUUACCCAAAUUUAUAGAGCUUUAUGGAGACGCCAUGCUGGAGCUCAUCCGGAUGAGCUCCAACAUGGCGGACGGAAACCAGCAAGUUUUGCUACAAAAGCGUGAAUUUACUCCUAGAGGAACUCAUAAACAUGAAAGUAAUACUUUUUCUAAUACUUGAACUGUUUAGAUAGCAAAAGUCCUCGAAAAAAGUCACUUUUUUAACUUAGAAAUUCAAGCGUACUUUAUUACAAAACCAAGAAACCUUUUGAAGCGAAAAUUUGUUUGAAAAUUAGUUUUCAGCUGCUCUAAUACACCAUGAAAGUAAAAUCUCAGUAGGAUCGAUAGUUUUGUAGUUUGAAUUUUAGUGACGUCAUGUGAAAACCAACAAUACCUAAUCAGGAAAAUACUAUUCUACGCAGUUUCAUCGUGUUUAAUAACAAAUAAUCUGAAUUGAAAUCAACUAUGACAAUUUUUCUACAGUUUUUACUUUGCAUAUCACGUUAGGUGCCAAAAGGGGUAAGAUUUAUCAGUGCAGUUUCAUUAAAGGACAUAGUAUAAUUUAUUUAUUUGCAGAUUCUUUUGGUCACUCAACAAAGCCUGCUGAAAACAACAACAGGCAAGGUCAUGGACUUGAUAUCAAACGAUGUUCAGAGAAUGGAAACGGCUCCUACUGGGAUAUGCGUUUGUUUCUUUUCUUUUUCCGACAUCAUCGUUGUAUCUGUUUUGGUGUAUUACCUUAUUGGCUGGCAAGGACUUAUGGGAAUUCUGUUUUCAACGAUGUUACUUCCUUGUGUGUUGUUUAUAUCAUCGGUUUGUGCCAGACUUCAUCUAGAAAUCUCUAAGGUAUCAGAUAGACGUAUUUCACUGAUGAACGAACUUGUGACUGGUAUCCGUGCCUUAAAGACGCAUGCGUGGGAGGAAUACUAUGAAAAGAAAGUAAUGGAUGUGAGAAGGUGAGACAGGCAGUUUAUUGUAUUACAUAAUACCAAUUUAUGCACUGAAGCACACGCGCCAACUCCGCGGUAUGGCCAGUACCUUACGCAUACGAACAACCAUAUCACCCCGGCAGUGGCAGUAAUUGGUAUUGUAUAUAGCCUACGUGUAGCCACACCCUACCCCCGACAAAGGAAAAACGGAGAGAGGGAGGAGAGAGGGAGCUCCCUCUCUUCGUUUUUUCUUUGUCGGGGGGAGGGUGCGGCUACACCUAGGCUAAUCGUAUACAUUUAGCAAUUCUUGAAUGAGACUGAGUAUGAUGUGAUGCAGUUCAGGGAGGACGUUAGCCACCAAGGCUGAAGGCCGAAGUGGAUAAUUAAUAAAAAAAAAAAAACACCCUCUGAGAUCUACAUCACAUCAUACGAACACCGACUUUAAUAAUUGGUUUAUAUUUCAUUCCAAAUCUUUUUAAGUUCUUAACAAGCUUACCUCUUAGUAGACUUUCUUCAAAACUUAGCCUAUUCCUGGGCACCGUUUCAGGUUAUACAGCUGUUUCGAAAAAGUUGUCUGAAAAGGUGCACGCGACAAUCCCGAAAGUUACUGUGAGUGGUUUUGAGUUCAAUGUUCUUCAAAGAAAUUUGAAAGAUCGGCACGAGAGGCCUUGGACAUAUGUUUGCGAGUGCUAAAAGAAAACAACAAAAUUAGGUUCGACAGCUACAGUGUCAGGUACAGUGUAUUGAUCAUACCCCAUAUUACUUUUCGGGAUUGUCGCGUGCACAUUUUUUCCGACAACCUUUCUCGAAAUAAGAGUAAACAGAUGUUUUUUUUGUAGAUACUCGCUCCUCAAAAAGUAGAUAAUAUAUCCAUCGAGCAACAUGUUUUGCAUAUUUUUGCAUGUAUUCCGUUCCGGGUUUAGUCAGGAAUUAAGGUUAUUUCGCCUUCUUUGGAUAGCCGUGAACGCGUUUUUUUUGGUUUAUUCGCGAAGUAACAGAUUGGCGGCCGUGCCUGGAAACGAGUUUAAUCGAUGUCUAUUGCCCAAGUAGCCUCGUUUUCAGGCAUAUAACCAUGGAUCAAACUCGUUUCUAAUCAAAUAUACCAUCGAAUCGCCGAUCGAUGGUAUAUUGCUCCCGUCUUCCAAAUAUGGUAAGCGCCAGUCGGUAAUAAAGAAUUAGCUGGGGGAUUGGAACCAAUAAGAAGUGGCGAAAUAUUUUAAAUGAAUAAUAAACUGAGAUAUUCCAAUGAAAAGCCAUAUAGUAAAUUUCAUUAUAUACAAAUUACAGGCAAUAAGAGGCAAAAGCCAAUUGGUUAUAAGUAGUGUACCGCUCUCGCGCUCAGUUAGUAGGGGGUAAGUAGAGACAUACAGCACUCAAGCCGUUUCAGGUUGGGCGUUUGACGUUUGACGUUUGUAGCAUCUACUUGCUUAGCUACACGUCUUAACCUCAAGGAAACUUCGAAAACAUGAAAGAAUUAUUUCACGAGAAGAGGCCGCCAUAUUGAAGUUUCAGACAAUUGUAGUGUUUAAUUUUCAGAUGGUCGCAAAAAGUCCUAUUUCUACUCAUUCACGGCAAAUUAAACUACAUUGUAGUCUUGUACAAAAAAAGGCCGGUCUACAUAACAACAGAAAUUCAGGAUAAAAAACAAUCACGUAAAUCAUCUAUCAUGACUUCCGUGAAAACCUACCUUCAGGCGUUGAAAACCCAACUUGAGAACUUGAUCAAAGUCGACUGGAAGGCUUGGUCAAGUGACUUCUAGAGGUUUGCCGUUUGAGGUUUCUGAUGAAACUCUGGGUGUUAAGAGUCUCUAUUAUUGAGUUUUCUAAAGGGUGAUUCUAAGAACAAAUUAGAAUUGUAGUGAAGAUAACCGGUUGUUAUUAAGGCCUUCGCGUGUAUUUUUGCCAAAAUCUUAUGUAGAAGAUUUAUAGUAACGAUGUUUUUCUUCAUUAAUUUUCAGCUCAGAGUUAUGGAUUAUUCUUAAAAAGAGUGCCCUGUUAUCUCUCGUGCAGGGUGGUGAACAAUCGUCAGCAAGCCUUUCGGCGUUUCUAUCCAUAGUCACCCUAGUCCUUACUGGACGAUUUGUUUCGACUUCUAAGGCUUUCAUGCUACUCGCUCUUUUAAACGUUCUUAUCAAAAUGAUAGUCAACAGAAUGGGACAUGCUGCUCCUGGGGUCUUUGAGGUCUUUGCUUCCUUUGAAAGAAUUGAACGUUUUCUUUUACGUGAAAAUGUGUCACGGCUUGGCUCAGCCGAAGACACUGAGAAUUUUGGUAGCGAAGAAAAUGCUCAGGUGAAAUCACCCGUGGAGGAACAGAAAGAACAUCUGACUAUUGAAAAUGGCAUCGUUGAAAACCACAAUGGAGUACCAGGGAAAAGAGAUUCGAAACUAUCAGUCUCGGGACUCUCCUGCAAACUGGAUAAUUCUAGUGAAAAGUUUCUUCUCCGAGACAUUAGUUUCGUUGCUCGUGAAAAUAGUCUUACCGUAGUUACCGGUCCAGUUGGUGGUGGAAAGUCAACCCUCCUGGCCACAAUCGCUGGUGAGGUGACGAAAACAAGUGGUGAAAUAUUUUGCCAGGGAACUAUAGCCUAUGUACCCCAAUCGGCGUGGGUUUUCCCGGGGACUAUCAGAGAGAAUAUAUUAUUUGGUGAGCCAUUCGAGGCGCAAAGAUAUGCCGACGUUUUAAAGGCCUGUUCGCUGGCAGAGGACAUCAGCAGAUUUCCUCAAGGAGAUUUAACAUACGUUGGAGAACGUGGUGUUGUGUUUAGUGGCGGUCAGCGGGCUCGUGUCAGUCUGGCACGCGCAGUGUAUGCAGAUGCAGACGUGUAUAUCUUGGAUGAUCCUUUAAGCGCUGUGGAUAUUAAGGUGGGUGAACACAUAUUUGAAGAAUGUAUCUGCAAGCUUCUAGGAAACAAGAUUAAAAUACUGGUGACAUAUGCAGAGACUUGUCUCAAAGCGGGCGACCAGGUUGUUGUUCUUCACAAAGGAUUUGUGGCAGGAAAAGGCACCUUCCAAGAGCUGCAAGAAGAUGAAAAAAUCCUAGAUAUUAUCAAAGAUGUCUCAGCUAAUAACAAAAGAAUAAAGAAAGUGAGUCCUGGAAAAGUUAAAGAAAAAGUCAUGCCUACCAUGUGUAGCAAAGACGCGGCCUUGACCAGUGGCGGCUUUGGUGAAAAUUUGGAGAUUUCAGAAGAAGAGAUGGCCACAGGAAGUAUUUCAUUUUCUUUGUACUGGAACUACAUUCGAGCAGGAAUGCAUCCCGUAGCAAUUAUAUGCUUGCUUCUCUUUUUUCUGGUGACGCAAGGUAAGGAAACUAACCAUAACCUUCCGUGAACCAUAAAGGGGGUGUGUCACAUGGCUGUCUAGAGUUCACUCUGAUAGUAUUGCCAAUGACUCUUCCUUAUGCACUAUGACACUUAACGUUAACCAAGAAAUUACUUCACUAAAUUAGUUGUAGUCGACCCUACUGAUAGAUGUUUUGAUAAAAUUCGUGACACAGCUCUUUUAAGCUGCAUUAAAUUGAGGUGAUUCUGAAGACAAAUGCAUUGAUUUACUACUCCAAACUGCAGAGGCCUUCAAACCACAACGUAGAAGAAUCUAAGCCCCUCUUAUGAAGUCAAUAACUUUUAGUUUUAGCAGAAUUCAAAUAAAUAUCUCCUCAAAAAUCCAUGAAGCAUUUCCAAAUUCCAAUUCGAUCUGGAACAUCAUACGAGUUCUAAGAACAAGUGCUUCGUGGGUAAACAAAUUACAAUUACCAGCUAAUUACAGUGAUUACAAUUAUGUUUUUCCAGCGGCUUCCAAAAUGCAAAACAUAAGCAUCGCAACGAAAUCGAACUGAUUACAGACAUGUUCACGGCAGGAAUCCCUUUCGCCUUUUUCUUGAAUGUUCUUGGUUUCUGUCCGCACAAUGAUUCAAAAUUUGGAUUUCGAGUUCAAACGUAAACCCCUGCUCCUUUUCCUAACGUGCCACCGAGAUUUUAAAGGCUUUUCAAUAAAGUUUAUUUACUGAUUUUUCAUGUUCCUUAACGUAAUAACUAUUGGGAGUCAAUUAUUGUUGUUGGCGGAGUCUCGCUUUGAGUAAGCUCUGUUUGCUGGGAUACCAAAUAAUGAAAACUUUAUUUUGGGAUGAAUUUGGCCACAGGAGUGGCCGAUUAUUUAAUUUAAGCAUAUUAUAAAGCUAGGAAAAUCCGGUUUCACAAGAUGAUUCGAUCCAAACAAAGGAGAGGGCAAACCCGCCAUCCCAGAGAGUAAAAUGAAGCAAAAGGGAAUGAAAGGAGGGUGAAUUCUGUCCUAAAUUUCUUGUUGCAGUGAGCAGAGAGGCUUGGUGCCUCCCCUUUAUGUCUUAAGAAUACACAUAUAAUUUCCCGGAUGGCAGGAAGGCCCUUUACUGCGGCCGGAGAAAUGAAACAUUUAUCAGUCACAUUAAGCAUAAAACCAUUUAUUUCUUUCAGAAAUAACUUUCAUUUUCUUCUUGUCUUCCUUCUUCCUCUGCAGUUGUGCUGGUAGCGCCAAAUAUCUGGCUUGCCAUUCUGACCAGAAUGACCAAGGAAAAACAACAAGAUGCAACAACAAUUCAAAUUUAUGGCAUCCUUGUUGCCGCUGCGUUUGGUUUGGGUAUCGUCCGGGCCUUUCUUUUGUUCCAUGUUUUACUGAGAUCAGCCCAAGCUCUCCACAACAGGAUGGUUACCUGCCUUCUAAAAGCGCUAGUAUUAUUUUUUGACACGAAUCCCGCCGGAAGAAUACUCAACAGAAGUUCAAAAGACAUGGGCUGCAUUGAUGAACUCUUACCCACCACAUUUCUGGCAGUAGCUCAGUAUUUUAUGAUGUUAAUUACAGCAGUGAUUCUCCCUUCAGUAAUAAACGGUUGGUUUGUCUUUGUCACGCUACCCUUAAUAGCUGCUUUUGUGUACUUGACGUGGUAUUACUUGAACACCUCAAGGGAACUUAAGAGGCUGGAGUCAAUCUGCCGUAGUCCCGUUUUCUCGCACUUCUCGGAGACCAUGGAGGGCUUAAGCACUAUUCGCACUCGAAAGAAAGAAAAAGGUUUUCUAACACGAUUUUACCGGUAAGAUAUUUUUUCACUUGUCGCAAAUACUUAUUACUUCUUUUCAUUAUGCUGCUUAAAUAUGUUUUGGGGGUAAAUAAGCGAUUUCGCACAAGGUUAGUGGUCGAGAGUUACCCUGUGUGAGAGUAUGUGAAACGAUUCUCCACUACGAUUGUUAGAGCGGCAGAACGUUGAUUUUUACACGAACGAUUUGUAGAGCAAAAUGCACGCUAAAUUCUCUAGCAAUGAAUGUGACAAUGAAAAAUUUUCAGCGCGUACCAAAUGCAGAGUAAAGGGUUCUGGUAGGGCCUUGUGCGGAAAAUUGGCGACUGUUGUGUUCACAAUCAAACAAUUUGAGCAGAAUUGCAAUAACAAUUGCGCAGAAAAUCUUCCGCCCUGAGGAUUAGCACAGCAAACUUUUCACGAGCCCUUGAUAAUGCAAUUACUUCUGUUUGGAAUAGAAAUGUGCUGUGUGAUCCUUUGAACAGAAUAACCGGUGACAUUUGUUAUGUAUUGAAUAACUUGGCUAACUUGAAUAGCUUCGUCUCAUUCAGCAAGUUCCAGCUGAAUGAGACGAAGUGUAUGGAGAUGAGGAUUUGUCAGAAAUCCUCAUCUCCUUGCACUCAAGUUUAGUACAAAGGAGUCUCUCGAACUCAAUCCUAUUGUUAUUAAUGACAAGCAAAUUGAUAUUGUUUCGAAUGCUAAGAUCCUGGGUGUAAAUGUCUCUCGCGACCUAAAAUGGAACCAUCAUAUUGCCGAAAUUGUUAAGAAAGCUGGGAAACGGCUGUUUUGUCUCUCUCGUGUAAUUCCUCUCUCUGGUGUCUCAUUUGUGUUUAUCAUUAUCAUUAUCAUUUAUUAUUAUUAUUAUUAUUAUUAUUAUAAUUGUUACAAUCAUUAACAAUAUUUGGACGAGGUUGAGUAACAUAUAGUGAUUUGUCAGUGGCGAGCAGAUCAAUUCAGUUUGCUGAAGCCGAAGGCUAAGGCAAAUAAUUGAUCUGCGAGACACCGACAAAUCACGAUAUUUUGCGAUAACCUAGCUCAAUAAUUGUUUUAUCUUUCGAUCACCGAAUUUUUUUAAUGAAUAUCUUCGGGAAGCGAAGCGUUCUGCCAUUUUUGCGCAAGAGAGAACAGCAGAAUAUUAUUUGCAGCCAUACACAUUCGAACGACAUUGCGUAUGAGCACUCCAUUAUUUGUAGGCAGUUGUUUGCAGGUCACGUGGUGGGCUCUCGGCCAAUGAAAAGGAAGAAAAUUUUACUUGAGUGACAAUCAUCAUUAUUUUUCGUCUGUAGACAUCAAGAUCUGCAUAACGAAGCGUUUUACAUGGUGAAAGCAAGUUCGUUUUGGCUGGCAGUUAGAGCGGAUCUCUUGUGCUCUGUGUUGAUCACUGCUGUGGCUUUUGCUUUUGUUCUUCUGUCUCAAGAUCCAGGUAAAGGAAUGCAGCUUAAUUAGAUUUAAUCAAAUGUUCAUCAUUACUGAAAUAUUAUUGCGUUUUUCCUAUACACCAGAUAGUAAUUUUGAAAUCUCUACAUCUCGGAACAGCUCAAGUGCAGUCAGCGUGAGAGAAUACUGGCAAACUCUGGUUUUAGGCUCGAUAAGGGUACAUGACUCGGUCUGCAACCACGUGACAUGGCGGCCAUGUUGGUGAUCAAAAAAAUAAAAAUUAUUUCAAAGAAUGUACAUGAAAAUGGAUUUUAGUUCUCAGACGAGAGAGAUGUUUUUGUUCUUGAUCACUAAAAUGGCUGCCAUGACGUCUCGUGAAAACCAGCAAUAACCCAGGUUGAGCCAACUAGGUUGAGCAAAGAGCACUCUUGGCAAAACAAUUAAAGGUCAAAUAUUCAAGGCGCCUAUAAUCAGAGCUGGAUACAUUACAUAUUAAGCGACUACGCUUUUCCGAAAAAAUAUUAAGAAAACCUAGGUGUCAGAGUUACUUAACUUGGCUACAAUAAAACUCCACUCAGAGAAGGGCAACUUUCGAGUCCCUCCCCAACUUGAAAGUUGAAUAACUUCUAAACCGCUUAGGUAUAACAGCCAAAUUCGUAACUUUUCUACGGGAGAAGACACGAUGACGUUACAUUAGGGCAUUUUUACACUAAAAUGCAGUAUACAUAUACCUAGUUGUUACAGAUAAUGAUUACAUCGUGAUCAUCACUCGCUACUGCAGAGCAUGCGCACUUAUUCCUUAGAGGGUUGCGCAAGAAACCUUUCCUACUUAUUUCGAGUUGUGCCGACUCCUGCCAUGUUAAUUUCUCUUCAGCAGACUUGUAUUUUAGGGCAAUUACAAAAUAAGAUCGACUUAAGGGAAGUUUUGUGAGCCUGCAAGAGUGAGAAACCACCACAAACCCUUGUUUUCACUAAAACCGCUGGACACAAAACCUCCCCUGGGUCGAUGUUACAUUGUCACAACCGCAUUUCAGGGACGUUUUCGCCCCAUGAAAGGUGACCCAAGACAGUAUUGGAUUCUGGAUUCCACGCAGUGGAUUCCGGACUCUAAUAGUUAGUGGGAUUCCUGAUUCCUUGAGCUGAAUUUGGGAUGCGAGGAUUUCGAACUGUACGAGCUAAAAUUUUCUAGACUCUGGAAUCCAGAUAACCUUAACGACGGGUCAUUAUUUAUUGCCCGGGGGGAGGGGGGGGGGAGGGAGGAGAGAAUUUGGGGCUAAACAAGGCGAUUAGCCGAUCCCCCCCUUGAAUGUUACUUCACUGAAGUGAUCCCCCCUAAUAACGUUUGAUGACUUUCGCGAUCCCCCUCCACGUCUUCAUUUUCUAAACAAAUUUGAGUGGUCUCCCUUCUGAAUCCUUCCAAAGUUUUCAGCAAUCCCCCCUUUUGGGUUGUCAGUUACGACUGAUCCCCCAUUUUGUUCUCCUAACAGUCAAGUGAUCCCCCCAAAAAUACUCCCCCCCCCGCCAGGCGAUAAAUAAUGACCGGUCCCUUACAUGGGGCGAGAAGUAUAUAUUAGGCUGAUUUAGCAACAGAACGGGAACGUCAUUUGACGACGGGAAAGCGCGCGGAAAGGACUAAAUUCGACUUCCGGUGCGCAAUUUGCAGCUCUGCCAUUGGUCAAGCCAGUUGUUUGAUUUGUCCUCGCAGUCGUCAACUGACGUUCCCGUUCUGUUGCUAAAUCAGCCUAUUUAACGCUCCGUCUGCGAAGCACGUCAACCGGAUGUGAGCGUUUUUCUCUUUUAAUAUAUCUUAACUCUACCAAAUUUGUAUUGCUUAGUGUCAAUUUACUCUUAAAGAGAGGUUUUGCCCAAGAAUUUGUUCAAAAUCACGGCGGAAGGGUGCAAAAACUCCACUUCCGGUUGACGUGUGUCGCUCAAAAACAUCGUUGCUCAAACUCCUUAAGAUGUAUACAAUACUUUUCUUAUAGCAUUGACUGGUCUUGUCCUGGUCUACACCAUUAACACUGCCAAGAUGUGCCAGUUUGCUGUGCGGCAAUUUGGAGACGUUGAAAAUGCGAUGACGUCUGUCGAGCGAAUCAUGGCCUACACCAAACUGGACACUGAACCAGGGUACAAAAUCAAAGCACUUCCGCCAGAGAACUGGCCAAGUGCUGGUCAUGUGAGUUUCAGAGAUGUUUCGUUGAGGUAUUACCCAGGUGGACCAAAAGUUCUGAAAAAUUUGUCUUUUGAAAUUCAAGAGAAACAAAAACUAGGAAUUGUCGGUCGCACAGGAGAUGGGAAAUCGUCAAUUGUAGCGGCUCUUUUACGCAUGCCUGAGGCGGACGGAGAGAUAGUUAUCGAUGGCGUCUCAGUAAAAACUAUUCAAUUGCAAGAAUCACGAAAAAGUGUUUCUGUUCUAAGCCAGUCGCCUGUGCUUUUGAGUGGAACCCUUAGGAAAAACCUCGAUCCCCUUGAGAAGCACAGAGAUGAUGAGUUAUGGAAUGUCCUUGAAGAAGUAAAAAUGAAGAAACUGGUGGAGAACCUGGAGGGUCAACUUAACUACGAGCUUUUAGAGAGAGGUGAGAACCUAAGUGUCGGUGAACGCCAGUUGAUCUGCUUAGCUCGCACGUUGCUACAGCAAAAUAAGAUCGUCAUCUUAGAUGAACCGACAGCAUCCGUAGAUCCUAAAACAGAGCAAACAAUCUGGACAACGGUGCGCGAGAAACUGAGGAAUUCCACGGUCAUUAUAAUUGCUCAUCGUCUGAACACUGUGAAAGACUGUGACGAAAUUUUAGUUAUGAAAGAAGGCCAGGUAGCUGAGAUGGACUCCCUUGAUGUACUACUUAGUCGCGAGGGCGGGAUUUUUCACAACAUGGCCGCUUCUCAGGAUUUAUUGUCCUAGUUGUGAAUAAGGCCCGGUUCGCAAAAUACGUUAUAAUAAUUUAUGCCAUUAGGUUAGGCGCCAUUUACGUCCGGCGCGUGAAUUAAAGCCGUCUCAGAGUAGCACCAAAGUCUAAGUGAAUUGGGCUAGGCGGGAAGAACGGCUGAGCCGUUCCAAAUAGAGAUUGACGUUCCUAAUUGACUCAGACGCCGAAAUUUUCAUGUGUUUCAUUCGUUAUUAGGUUCGGCGUCUGAACCGGGGCUAAAUCCUUUCAUUCUAUAGAAAACAGGAAAGAGUGGGUCCUAUGAAUUAAGAUCGAUAAACUUCUUUUAGUAUAUACCACGUACAAAGAUUCUUGAAGCUUAUCUAAUCAAUUCCCUACGAUUUUUUGAAGAUUAAUUUUUCGCAUUUCCCUCUUAGGUUAGGAUAUAUUUCGUAGAAAAAGGAAACCUAAAAUUAUCAGAGAAUUCUCAUCUGCAUAAAGAUUUAAAGUUAAAUAUAAAAUUUUCGCGAAAGCCGGCCCUUGAAGCCGUUGUAAUUUCUAUUAAAACUCAAGUUACCUCCACGAUAACCGAAGGCAAGUUUUACAGCGCGGCUUAUGCAUUUCUAAAGAUCUAAAGUACUUUAACUCUGAAUAGCCUAAAUGUGUUUAAAAAUUGAAUAUACUUAGGUGGUCGUUGUCUAUUCUUACUGUUAGAGAGCCAUAGAAGCAAGAGAAUGACAUUCUCCAAAUCGUAUAAUUACAAAAUUUGAAAAGAACCAUCUUCGGGCAUCUGGAACCCCUCUUAAGCAAUAACAUAUAUCAAAAACUCUCUCGCAAUGUAUCAUUCCCCAGCCAUCAUUAAUCCGAGAAAUAUGGAGGUCGUGCUUCAGUGCUUUCUCCUCAGCAAGUUAAUUAAGGAACUCCGAUUCCAGAAUAAAUUAAAAAUGCAGACAAUUAUACAGAAUUUAAAGUCGAGCUUAAAAAAAAUUAUUUCAGAGAUAUUUUUUUAAUAUUAUUUUAUUUUUUGAAUAUUUUUCCUGCCUCGUCCUCUGUAUUGGUGCUCGCGCUCUUCUCUCGUUCCCGGCAUCCCCCUCUCGCACUUCUCGUUUACCCCGUGCUCCCCAUUAAGCCUUGGGAAAGCCUGGGGUGACAGGCAGAUAUGUAUUGUGUCUGUAUGUCUAAUUCACACAGAAUGACCGCUCUAGAAUGCCUCAAUGAUAAAUCUUACAACAGCAGCCUCUGUGGAAAAUGGAUUGCCGGGCUUCCUUCUUUGUGAUAAAUCUACAAAUUUGAACAAAGCACACUUUGAAAUGUUAUUUUGACUUGUGCAUUUUUUCUUAUUCUUACUCGUAUUUUAAAUGCUUUAAUUACAGCUUAUCUCUGUAGUUAUGUAAACUUAAUACUGGAUGAAAAUUUUUUUAAUAAGUUGUAAUAAAG